Amoebophrya sp. A25 is the source of this 4438-nucleotide messenger RNA. NCBI's taxonomy places the organism in Eukaryota, Dinophyceae, Syndiniales, Amoebophryaceae. The record is from the annotation of a GenBank genome assembly.
GUCUUCACUGUCACUGAUGCAAAAGCACAAUAAAGUUUUUUAAUCUGCGAAAAAAAGGCUAGCAGUUUUGUUGCUAGUGUAGUCUGUUCUGUAGUUUCUGACACAGAGUACUAACGAACAUCAGUCUGCUAAUCAAACAAGAAAAUGUCAUCAGACUCGGAGCAGCCAUGGUGGAAGCCAAGGAAACACGCACCGGGUCUAAGAGGCGUGUACCAGAUGUUUCCUCAAGUCGCGAGGAUAGGGACCGACUACAUGUACAUGCCGGAUUAUUUUAUGGCGGGCACUAAUUAUAUCAGAGGCUCCAAUGUACUCGAAAGCUAAAAAUAUACGAGUUACUGACUGAAAUAGGAGAGUCUUGACUACAUUCCUCUUCUUUCAGAAGUAUCUCCCUUAUUUUAAGUAGUUACUCGCUUAUUUCAGUUUAUCGAAUACUACAAGAGCAGCUGCCUCUUUCAUUCUCCGCCGAGAAGGACUUCAACCUGGGACGGUGGCUAAUGAGGACAUCCAUGCGCAUGAUUUCAAGUGCAUGGUCACGAAUCACAUAGGUCCACUAGCGGGAGCUAUAAGUGGUAUUAUUACAACUAAAUCUAGUACCUGCUCCAUGCUACUCCAUGCGUUCCAUGCACUCCAUGCACCCCAUGCCAUGCGCGGCCCGGCGAAACCUUAGAAUUAGAAACUGCUCUGAUAUAUACCUCUUCCUUUUUUCUCUCUUUCCUAUGGAGGUUGGCUCCACCACAAACUAAAUGUAGUUUUAAAAGUUGUCUGGCCAUGAUCAUUAAAUGAUGUUGUAGUAUUGAGAUUCAUCGUAGUUGUCGUAGGAGGCAAUUUUUGCAUUUGCUGGUGCCAAGACUAGAUGACAACUAUGUAUUGAUGAAGUCGUGGGGUGUUAGAACGAGUUCACGACCUCCUAGCAAAACUAACAACAUGCUGAAGCAGGAGAAGGAACUGAAACACUGAAUUUUUGGGAGGAGUAAUGGUCAAGAGUGUCAAGCACCAAUGAAGACGAGUCACAGCACAUCAUCACUCACAUAUAUUUAUCAAGACACUUCACUCAAUCUCAAUCAUAUAUUUAUAUAUAAGACACUUCACAUAUAUUUAGAAAGACAGGCACAUCAAUCAAUCAGUCAAUCAACCACUACGUUUCUUACUUGAAGAUACAAUCAUGAUGAUCCCUGCUCACAUGCAAAAACAGACUACGUCCCUUACUGGAUAUCGGAGCUCUGCUUGCUGGUUAUCGUCUCCAUAUUCUGGAACACGAUCUUUUUCCGGCAUUCCCAUCAUGUCUUUAUGUAAGGGGAUUUAUGAAAAUUAUAUGAAACGAAAAAGUGCACUCACACUCAAGAAAGUGGGUAGGAUUUAUAAGUAGGAAAGUAGCCGCUUUUUUUGAGUGUAAGUGCACAUUUUUCUUUCAUGUAGUACUGUGUACUUGUUGUUGUACUGUACGGUGUACAUGUACAUCAGCAUCAUGUUUUUUAAUAUUUUCUUGAAGUUGGCAGACAUUCGCAAGGAGCUUAAUAUAAGCGGUUAGCACAAGAAUAUCUUCAUGGAGGAGUAGAGUCUUCUCAAUGAAUCUGUAUGACCGAGAGAAAACGUGUCAAUGCCAGACAGACUAACAAAGACCAGGAAAGACCUUCGCCUUCCUCCCCUACAUCUCUAAGAUCUUCGUGGAUAUGUUUUUGUUGCGAACAAAGUACCCAAGCCUCUUCGAAAUGAUGGCCGACAAAGAGAGGCAAAUCGGCUUUUAUCAAGAACGAAGAAGAGCCCUCGGACCAAACGCCGUGGACAGGCCUGGAGAAAGCCUGAAGUUUCCGCAGAGGUAGCGAUUGUGAUUCCUCUUAGUGUUGUUGUAAUGGGAUUUUUGCUAAGUAAUUGGAAUCUUACUUCACUCACUCCUAAUCUUAAUCAUCUCCCACCUCCAUACUUUCUACUUAAAUCUUCACUCCAGGUAUGACAUUUUCGAUCCCUCCUCUUUGCCGAUCGGAAAAGAACCGCAACUCUGCACGGCGCGUUCAACUGUUUCUACUGCAGGUAUUUAUCCGUGAUAAGUGAACAGGCCAACGCCUAAACCACUAAGCCAACUGCGCAGUUGGCUUAGUGGUUUAGGCGUUGGCCUGUUCACUUAUCAAUCCGCAUCAACUUUCAUUGAAGGACUAUUUCAACAAGUCUGGGAUUUUUCUACAUAGCUCUUAAGGAAAAAUGAUUGUAAUUGUAUGAAGAAUGAAACUUGCAGUAUGGUUCCGGUAUUUGGUAACAGGGAAAUCAAGGCCAUCAACUACCAACAGCCACCGCCUCCCCAGACGUUUCCACCUCAUCGUGCUCAUCGUCGGAUGACGAUCGGAGUUCGGAGAAUGAAAGCGAACAAAGUCCAUCAAAACAAGGCUUGGGACCACUAGGCUUUGCCUCAGCAGGAGACACUGUUGCUGCACCUGCAAAGCCAGUGAACACAGUGUUAUGAGGAAGGAUGGAUGAAGAUCAAGAACCAGGAUAUUAACAUAACAAAAAAAAUCUAAUGAGAAUAAGUAUAUUAACAUAACAAAAAAAAUCUAAUGUUAAUGAGUAUGUUGGACUUAAUUCACUACACCAGACGGGCUUCUAAGCGAUCUUCAUCAAAGGAUCUCAUUGAGCAAAAAUGCUCGAACCCCUCAUGUUCAGAGGAUGAAGCGACGACUGCAAGUAGCGGAGAAGAGAGCGUCAACAAUGAUACAACUGGUAAUAUAGCAACUGGUGUCGCUGCAGGCUCUGCUCGCAAAGCAGAAGACACAUCACCAUCAACUGUCACUUCUACAUCAACUGUCACAACUUCUGUAUCUUCAAGUAAGAACAACGUGGUAGAUCAUGCCGCGAAAGAGCAGAAAGGAGGAUCUUCUUCAUCGACGAAACCUGUCGUUCGCAUGUUCCCUUUAGUUAAGGGUUUCGACAUUGCAUUCCUCACUACCAUCCUCCAUGCAUUUUGCAGUAGGAGGAGGAUCAAGGAUGAGCUGAGGAAUGCAAUAUCGCAACCUCUACAGCAGUCGAAGACAUGGAAUUCGUUGACCUUAGUGUGGACACUUUUCCAGUCUUCGUGAAGCCAAAGAAAGGCGCCUAUGGGGAAGACUGCCACAUCCGGGACUUGGUGAGUAUUGUGAUUAAGGCGAGUACAACACUAACGAGAUUAUACGACCGAGCGACGUAUCAUCUACUUACAUUAUCGAAACACCUACAACAUUUUUUGCUGAGAAAUACAUAUUUAAAUUACGAUCUCUACUUCUAGAGAGGUAGCUAUCUAAUCCCAAGAACAGAGGCAAAGGGGAAUGGUCGGAUAAGCGGUUGAACUUCCUUUUGUUCGAACAGCUCCUGCAGAAUUCGACACGUCUGCAGCAUGCAAUGAAACAAGCAGGGAUAACGAAAUGUACUUCGUGCUAUACUCAAGAAAAGAAGGAGCUUGUGCUUGAGCUUGAUGGCUAUAAAGUUAAUGCUAAUCCUCCUAAUGUAGUUGCUAUUCUGCUUUAUCUUUUUUGGAAACACUUACAUACUCAAUACUCCUUCAUCGAAUUAUGUUCCCAUUUUCUAACCCCUUUUUGUUUCAGAAAGAAGUACUCCUCCAUGCGUAUCUCCAUCAACAGCCCUGACCCAUCCUCUGGUGACUCUCCGUGUGUGGACGAAACGGUAUCGUGGAGCAGAGCAGCGGGACGAAUUUUUGGCGGCCCUUUUAGUUGGGCAGGCGGGAGAGGAUAUCUCGAAUAGCAAACAGAAUUCCUGUUACAAGAUCGAACCGAUACCGGAAAAUGCGAAGUUGAUUGAAGUUAUGCUUGAUGUUAUCGAGGUUCUAGUAGUACUGUAAAGUAUCUUCUGAGUAGUAUUGUGGAUGGUAAGAGGUAUCUUCAUGCGACACUAUCAUUGUUCAACAUCAAUGGAGGUCGUCUGUUGUGUACAGUAAGUAUCUAUACUUUUUUCUACCACGACAGCGGACCUGUUCUAACCAAAAGUAUCCACCUACCAAGCCGACUACAACACAAAGCCCUAGCAGCGCACUGACCACAUACGGUAUCCGCAUUCCACGACCUAGUAGCUCCUCGAAUAAAAAAAGAACUACUCCUAUGCAAGGAAAAAGUGCACUCACACUCAAGAAAGUAGCUACAUUCCCACUUGAAUUCUAGUCAAUUUCUUGUGUCUGAGUGCACUUUUUCCUUUCAUAACUCCUAGUGCUAGUGCUUCUUCUUGGCUUCCGAUCCCCGAAUUUGUUGACGUGCUGAAGAGUGUCCAGUGGCUGCACGACCAAACUCCUGAAAUCCCAAUGUUAGGAAGUGACUUCGCACUGUGUGAUGAUGGCCACUACUUGCUGGAAGUGAAUCCGAUGUGCUCUUUUGUCCGAUAUGCGCAUGUCAUAGGCGAGUUCUAUACGGUCAAGGAAGUCGAUGAGUACUGCAGGGCACAAGAGACACCAUGGGAGGUGCUGUAG